AACAGCUGCCUCUGGACACCACUCUCCCCAGGGACUGGAAGACGCUAUAGCAUCAGGUCCAGAAAUGCCCUUGGUGUGUUUGACAGACUUUCAGGCUUAUGCCCAAGAGCAUCUUUCUAAGUCAACUUGGGAUUUUAUUGAAGGAGGAGCUGAUGAAUGCUUCACCCGUGAUGACAACAUGGCAGCGUUUAAAAAAAUCCGUCUCCGCCCCCGGUACCUGAGAGAUGUGCAAGAGGUGGACACCCGGACCACAGUCCAAGGGGAGGAGAUCACAGCCCCCAUUGGCAUCGCGCCCACGGGUUUCCACUGCCUCGUCUGGCCAGACGGAGAAAUGAGCACAGCCAGAGCCGCCCAGGCAGCCGGGGUCUGCUACGUCACCAGCAUCUAUGCUAGCUGUCCCCUUGAAGACAUUGCUGCCGCGGCCCCCAGGGGCCUCAAGUGGUUCCAGCUCUACAUGCAGCCAGACAAGCAGCUCAACAAGCAGCUGGUCCAGAGGGCUGAAUCCCUGGGCUUCAGAGCUCUGGUCAUCACUGUGGAUGCACCCAAAAUUGGCAACAGGCGACGUGACUUUCGAAACCAGCUGAACUUAAAGAUGAACUUGUUGCUGAAAGACCUUCGCUCGCCUAAAGAGAGAAAUUCAAUGCCUUAUUUCCAGAUGUCCCCCAUUGACUCAUCCUUCUGCUGGAAUGAUCUCUCCUGGCUUCAGAGCAUAUCGCGAUUGCCCAUCAUCCUUAAAGGGAUCUUGACAAAAGAGGAUGCAGAGUUAGCUGUGAAACACAAUGUCCAUGGCAUCAUUGUUUCCAACCAUGGUGGGAGGCAGCUUGAUGACGUUCCCGCUUCUAUCGAUGCCUUGACAGAAGUGGUGGCUGCCGUGAAAGGGAAAAUGGAAGUGUACCUGGAUGGUGGGAUCCGAACUGGCAACGAUGUGCUCAAGGCUCUGGCCCUUGGGGCUAAGUGUGUGUUUCUGGGGAGACCAGUCCUGUGGGGUCUUGCCUAUAAGGGUGAACAUGGCGUUGAGGAAGUUUUGAACCUUAUAAAAAAUGAAUUCCACACUUCCAUGACCCUCACAGGUUGCCGGUCGGUUGCCGAGAUCAGUCAGGACCUGGUCCAGUUCUCCAGGUUGUAAAGAAAGAGGGCUAAUGACCAGACUGCUGAGGUUGCCCACAGGGGGAAGACAAACUCAUAGUGUGAUGCGUGAUGCCUUCCCGCCUUGGCCCCAUCCUAUCCAGAGGCUCAUCCCCUGCAAGUUCUAUCAUUCUACCCCUUGUGCUUCAGGCCCUCCAAAUCCCUCCUCUUCCUCAAAUGUGACAUGCUCUUCUUUGCCUCACUGCUUGUUAUAUGUUUUUGCUUAA
Molecule: messenger RNA, 1352 nt
Organism: Leptonychotes weddellii (Weddell seal)
Lineage: Eukaryota; Metazoa; Chordata; Mammalia; Carnivora; Phocidae
Gene: HAO2
Product: hydroxyacid oxidase 2
Biological process (GO): fatty acid alpha-oxidation
Cellular component (GO): peroxisomal matrix
Molecular function (GO): (S)-2-hydroxy-acid oxidase activity; FMN binding
Source: RefSeq, a predicted model, not a curated record